AAAAAAUAUAAUCAUUCGUAAUUCAAAUUUUCGAAUGUGGUGAUUCCUAUUUUAAAUUUAAAUUAAUUUCUAGAAUGACGUUCGUUAGUGCCUGACGAAGAAUUAUUGUUAUUUUCUCUCUUAAUAAAUUUAAUUCGUGUCGGAUUAUUGUUGCUGCAUUGACAUUUUUCUUGAAUCAAGAUGGCGGGUGUAGUGGUACCGAUUACAAUCGAAGAAGAAUACAAGAAGAACCCUGACAUAUCUCCAGAAGACAUCAAGAAGUUACGAGACUGGCUCAAGACACAACCGCAUCUGCCGGGACAAUAUUUGACAGAUGUAGACCUGCUGAUCGUGUACCACUGCUGCCAGAAGAGUAUGGAGGUGUCAAAGCAGGUGCUGGACCUGCACUUCACACUGCGCACACACUUCGUUCCCUUCUUCAAGGACCGCUGCUUUGACAAGAAGGCUGAGUUCGCUUUUACCACAGUAUUAUGUGCCCCAUUACCCACGCCGACACCAGAGGGUUACCGCGUCGUGUACUUCCGCCUGGCAGACCCUGAUCCACGAAACUUCAAUCUACUGGAAGCUGUCAGGACUUUCAUGAUGGUCUUUGACAUGUGGCAGUAUGAGGAAGGUACUUGGCCUGGAUUCGUGAUUCUUAUCGACAUGGAGAAAGCUACCCUGGGACACGUUGCGAGACUAGAUCUCAUGGUCGUCAAGAAAGUUCUAUAUUUUCUACAGGAAUGCAUGUUUGUAAAACUACAAGGAGUGCACUUUAUGAAUGCGCCAUACUUCAUGGAUAAGCUGCUGUCGCUGAUAAGGCCUUACCUUAGAAAGGAGCUAAUGCACCUGGUGAACGCCCACCAGACUGGUGCAGAAUCCAUUGAGAAGCUCAUCCCACAGAAAGCACUUCCUAAAGAAGCUGGUGGAGAGUACAAGGACUUUGAUACUUUGAGAGAGGAACUAUUCAAACGUUUACGAGCAAAUACGGUGUUUCUCCGGGACGAGAACAGACGCAGAGUGAACGAGUCCCUCCGACCUGCAGGCAAGCCCUCGCCUGCUGAGAAGGAGUUCGGUCUUCAGGGCAGCUUCAAGAAAUUAGAAUUAGAUUAGGUCUGGGUUAGGGUUGAAUUGCUAGGA
This is a messenger RNA of Spodoptera exigua (beet armyworm), 1119 nucleotides long. The record is from the annotation of a GenBank genome assembly. NCBI's taxonomy places the organism in Eukaryota, Metazoa, Arthropoda, Insecta, Lepidoptera, Noctuidae.